AUGCUCAAUAACAACUGCACAUCCCCUGGAAACUUAUACGUAAUUCCUGACCCGUCAUGGUGCCCCGACUUGGGCCAGUGCAUCAUGUGGAACGUGAGCUCUGAGGACGCGGUGGAUCUCUGCAGGAGUCUAAGCUUUUACAUCGAAAAGUAUUUAGGCCAGCGACGUUCACCUUUCUUUUUGCCAAUGUGCAUCUUCUACUUGCUCAUUUUCUGCAGUGGCGCAGUGGGAAAUGCACUGACAUGCGCUGUGAUUGCACGCCAUCGUACCAUGAGGACACCCACCAACUUCUACCUGCUCAGCCUGGCCGUGUCGGACCUGCUGGUGCUGAUUUUGGGUUUGCCGCUGGAGCUUUACGAGCUGUGGAGCAACUACCCGUUCCUGCUGGGCACUGGAGGAUGCUACUUUAAGACCUGCCUGUUUGAGACGGUGUGCUUCGCCUCGGUGCUCAAUGUAACAGCCGUGAGCGCCGAGCGCUAUCUUGCCAUUGUGCACCCGUUGCGGGCUAAACACGUGAUGACACGUGCCCAUGUCAGACGGGUCAUCGUGACGCUCUGGGUCGUGUCCUUUCUCUGCGCUCUGCCCAACACCAGCCUGCACGGCGUGGCCGCUUUACCCCCGCGAUUUGGCCAGAGCUUUCCAGAGUCAGUGGUUUGCAUGCUGGUGAAGCCUGAAUGGAUCUACGGGCUGCUCGUGCAAGUCACCGCGCUUGUCUUUUUCCUAAUACCCAUGUCAAGCAUUGGCAUGCUGUACCUACUGAUUGCGCUGCAGUUGCACAAAGAAACGUGGAAAUUACCAAAGAAGGGUACGUUUUGGAAUGGGCAAAGUUGGAGUUUGCCAGCAAAGACCUCGCUGCAGAAAGCACGGCAUCGACAGGUCACCAAAAUGCUAUUCGUGUUGGUGGUGGUGUUCGGUAUUUGCUGGGCACCGUUUCACAUAGACCGUGUCAUGUGGAGCUACAUCGACGAAUGGAGCGAAGAGAACCUCAGAGCCUACGAGGUCGUCCACCUGAUCUCGGGCAUCUUCUUCUACCUGAGCUCGGCCGUGAACCCCAUCCUCUACAGCCUCAUGUCCACUCGCUUCAGGGAGCUGUUCCGCGAGGUGGCCUGCCAGAGGAACGAGCCGAAAUUCAGCAUCACUCAGGUCACCCUGCGGAGCACGCUUUGA
This is a messenger RNA of Trichomycterus rosablanca, 1167 nucleotides long. It is a transcript of the gene nmur1b, whose product is annotated as neuromedin U receptor 1b. The transcript has 2 exons. Lineage: Eukaryota; Metazoa; Chordata; Actinopteri; Siluriformes; Trichomycteridae. The record is from RefSeq and is a predicted model, not a curated record. Gene Ontology annotation, molecular function: neuromedin U receptor activity. Gene Ontology annotation, cellular component: plasma membrane. Bases 1 to 1167 code for a protein of 388 amino acids. Gene Ontology annotation, biological process: neuropeptide signaling pathway.